Messenger RNA from Naegleria gruberi, 2939 nucleotides. Its product is annotated as myosin. The coding region runs from base 1 to 2868 and encodes 955 amino acids. Lineage: Eukaryota; Heterolobosea; Eutetramitea; Acrasida; Naegleriidae. The transcript has a single exon. The record is from RefSeq and is a predicted model, not a curated record.
AUGGCCAAAGAUAAAAAGAAGAAGGAAACAUCUCCAUCCUCUUCCUCUACAUCUAAUCUUUCUGAUGCUCCAACAAGAAUUUCUAUUUCGUCAUCUGACUCUGGAUUUUCAAAGAAUAGUCAAGAUGACCAAAGCUUUGGUGAAGGAGAAGAAUAUAUCCCAGGUGCUUCAUCAUCAUUGUUAUCAGCUUCCUCUGCUGCUAAUUCAAAGAAAAAACAUAGAUUUUCCAUUCGUAAUUUAUUAGGAGGUAAGAAGGAAUCCUCAAAGGAAUUGAGUCCUGGCAGAAAUUCCGUUACCCAAUCAACAGGUUCUCUAGAUGAGAUGAAAAAGGCAGGAUUGAGUGGUACAAAUAUUGGUGUUUCACUUGAUGUUCCAACUUUGGACACUUCUUCCUCAAGUGAUCAAGCUCUCUUGGAUUUACAAAAGAGAAUCAAGGAAUCUGAUGUUAAUGGAACAAGUUCAAUGUCUCCUUCCUCUCCAAGUGGUUCUACUUCUGCCAGGUCAAAUAAUUCCCCUCGUGUCUCUUCACCAAUUGCUUCAUCAACUGGUUCUCCACGCACUAAUCUUGCUUCCAAUGAAAAGAUUAUUCAAAUUGAUGAAUUUGAAAGAUUAAAGAAUUGUGAACAAGAAUUGGCAACCAAAUUGAAUGAAAUUAAAAAUUUUGAAGAAGAGUUGGCUCAAACUAAUGCCAAACACAAGCAAGAAUCGGAAGAAAAAGAAGGUCAAUUACAACAACUUAAAAAGAGUAUUGAGGUAUUGACCAAUCAAUGCGAACAAUUGAAGCAAUCCAUUUCCAAUUCUGCUCCUGUUGAAACUCAACAACAACCAACGAGUGGUGUGGUUGAUAUAUCACUUGUUGACCAAUUAAAGAAGGAAAAUGAAGAAAAAUUGCAACAAGUCAAGAAUGAACAUGCUACUCUCUUAGAACAAACAAAGAAGGAUCUUGCAACCGAGUUGGAUCAAGUGAAGAAACAAGUUGAAACUCUUCAAACCAGUAUUACUCAAUUAACCAAAGAAAAGCAGGAACAAGAAACCAAGAUUAAAGAAUUGACUUUAGAAAAUGAAGGUUUAAUGGAUGACUUGGUGAAUUUGGAUUCUAGGGCUUCCGACGUUAAAAAAACAUUGGAAAAGAAGAAUAAGGAUCUUGCUACUGAAGUUGAUGAACUAAAGAAGAAACUCCAAGAACAAACAUCCACCGAAAAAAAGGAAACUCAAAAGGCCAUCCUUGAACAAAGUGAAAAAGUUGUCUCAAACACAACUGGAGAUCAUGCUGAAAAGGUUAAGGCAGAAUUUGAAAAAUUGAAACGUUGGAAUCAAGAACUCAAUGAUAUCAUGUCCACUAUUGAGAAAGAACGUGAUCAAUUGGCCUUGCAAGUGGAAGAGCUCAAGAAGAAGCUUGAAGAGUCCUCCGAAACAACCAAAAAGGCAGUGCCAACAUCAGGUGAAGAUGCUGAUGCCGAAGAACCAGCAGAUAUAGAAACUCUCUUGAAGAAUUUGGAAGAAAUCACAUUGGAAAGAGAUGUCCUUGAAGAAUUACGUCAAGAAGAACUUUUGGAAUAUGAAAAGGAAAAGGAAGAAUUAGCUGGUGAAAUACUGGCUCUUAAGGAAGAAUUGGAAAAGAUUAAUGGAAGUCAACCAUCCUCUACACCUGUUGCCACAACUCAACCUCUUGUAGAUACAACAGAGUUGGACAAUUUGAAGAAACUUGUUCAAUCUCUCCAGUCAGAGAAUCAAGAAUUAAACAAGGUGUCAAGCAAGUCAGAACCAGAAAAGAUUGUAGAACAAGUUGAAAGGGUAGUUGAGAAGGAAGUCGAGAAAAUUGUUGAAAAAGUUGUCGAAAAGAUUGUUGAAAAGGAAGUUGAAAAGAUUGUAGAGGUUGAGAAGAUUAUUGAAAAGCUUAUUCCUGUUGGAGAUGGUGAAGCCAGUGUUGAAAUUAACAAUUUGAGAGAACAAGUUGAUAAUUUGGUAACUCAACUCGAUCAAACUCAAGAACAAGUGAGAGAUUACGAAAAACAAUUUGAGAGUGAUCGUUUGAUUUUGGAACAACUCAAGAAGGAAUUAUCUGCUGAAACUCAAAAGGCCAAGAAUGCUGAAAGUGAGCUCAAGAAGGCCAAGAACGAACUUGAAAAGCAAGUUUCUUCUGUUUCUACUGCCUCUGCCAUUGUUACUAAGCAAGAAACCUCCAGUGCACCAACAGAAAAUACCAUCCAAGAACAACCAUCCAUCCCAGAGUCAUCAGAAUCAGCUGUCACCAGUGAAGAAUCAGCCUCUGUCAGACCAGCAUCUUUUGAGGCUCCUGUCAUUUCCUCCUUAGAAAAGGAAGACUUGUACAAGAUUCGUUCCAAGUAUAGUUAUUAUGACUCUGAUGAAGAACACAACUCUGUUCCUCAACAACCAGUUGCUGCCGUACCAAUUAAAAAAGAAGAACCAGAAGAAGAGGAAGAACCAGCUAGAGACGAUGAAGACGAAAUUUAUCAAGAUGAACUCAAAAAAUUCGAAAAGGAUUUGGAUAAGAUGUUGAGUAAAACAUCUAUCAAUCUCUCCAAAGGAAAGAUUACCUCACUCAAAGAACUCGAAUUGUUAUGCAUCAAGUUGAAAUUCAACAAGAGUGUUAAAAUUUUGGACUUGUCAAGCAAUACUUCCAUUGAUAAUAGAGGUUUAAAGAUUAUUUGUGAUAUGCUUCGAUGGAAUACUGCUGUAACUGAUCUUUAUCUCGAAGACACUAGUAUUACAACCCUCAAUCCUCAUCUUUUUGAUGUUUUCAAUGAAAAUUUCAAACUUACCAAUGUUGCCUUCUCAGAAGAUUACAUCCCAAGUGCAGAAUUAGACAAAUUGGAUACUCUAUUAGACAGAAAUGAAACCUACUAGUUAAACUACUAAAACAUUCGACUCAACUUUAAGAAGAUUAAUUUCUUUGUACAUAAAUUUUCUUUAACUUC